Messenger RNA from Sphenostylis stenocarpa, 774 nucleotides. Lineage: Eukaryota; Viridiplantae; Streptophyta; Magnoliopsida; Fabales; Fabaceae. The record is from the annotation of a GenBank genome assembly.
AUGACUGCAGUGGUGGAUAAGGCGGUGGAGGAGGUGGAAAAGGUGAAGAAGGAAUGGGAAGAAACUUACACACAAACGCAGGAGCACAUUGAGGUAAUCGCAAAUUACGGAAAAUUAGGAAGAGCGAAAGAGGAGAAAAUUUCACUGGCUAGUUUGAACGCGAUCGCUCGGGAAGGAUUAAGACUUCUCAAUUUCUUCCUCUUCACCCUCGAUCUUCUCGCCCCUCAGUUGCCCUCGCAUCCGGAGGUCGAUUCUGCUCGCCAAUUGCUUCAAUCCUGGAAAACCCUAAUCCAAAAUUUGCGGAAGAAUCUGAGGAAUGCCAAUUGGCAAGCGAAGGCUAACUUGAUCAAAGCUGACCAGGAGGAGGCAAUAUACUUACUUUUCCUAUUUAGUAUUUCUGAUAAAGAACUAUUUUUCGGUGGUGGAGAAGAGUCCAGAGCUCGCAUACGCAAUUUACAGACAAAAGCUGGAAUGACAUCUAUUGCAGAGAUGACAUCUACUGCAGAGAGCAUAACGGAAAGCUUUUGUCGUACUCUGCAAUUGAUGGUUCAGGAGGUUGAAAGAAGCAAAAGCACACGUAUGACUCUCGGUGAAUCAACUAGAGUCUUAAAAAUGGCUGAAAGUGAAUAUAAAGGGCACAGCUCUUCGUUGUCGAAAACACACAAUCUCCUCUCCCUUAUGCAACGUCAACAUGUCAUGGACAGGGUGAUACUUGGGGUAUGCUUUUUGUUGUUCACCCUUGCUGUUCUUUAUGUUCUUUCCAAGCGGAUUUGA